AUGGAGGAGCCCGUAAAAGACGAUGAGAAUUCGAUAUUCAAGACGAGAUCCUUCCGAACAAGCUUGAUUCAAGACUUUGGCAAAUAUGAGACUCGACUUCUCCUCAUCACACAAAUCGGAUAUAUCCCGGUGGCUGCUUCAAUGCUGCUCACGACAUUUGCUGAGCCUUCAGAACACUUCUGCACAUUCGUCACUUCUUCGGGCUUUGACGUAAAACAUGCAUUCAUGAAUAAUUAUUCAAAUGAAUUCUAUUCGCUGAGUGUGGAAUUCAAUAAAUCAUGCAAAUCCUCAUCGGGACAAGUCACAACGUUUCUGUCGAGCUUGCUCAUGUGGGGCGCAUUAAUCGGUUCAUUUUGUUGCGGCUGCUUAUCAGACGCCUACGGUAGAAAACCGGUUUUUGCAGGAUGUUUGGCAGCGAUUUCAGUAAUCAAUUUUCUGCUGUGCUUCUCAACAUUUCUCUCAUGGAUUACUGUUGCAUGUUUCCUUUUAAUUCUUGUAUUUUUCUGCGGAGGAUAUAUGGUUACCAAUUUUGUUCUCCUCACCGAGGCCCUCGAACUAAGCCGAUCGCGUUUGCUAGCGGUUUCCUUAAACGGAUGGAGUAUAUCAAUGGCAAUUACAUCAUUUUUGGCGUGGUCAACGCGCCACUGGUUCGCCUACCAUUCCGUAAUUGCACUAAUUGGCCUAAUCAUUACCUUUGUAGCGAAGUUCUUCACACUAGAGAGUUGUCGAUGGCUCUCAGCCAAAAAUCAGAAACUUCAAGCGAGAAACAAUGCGAUGGCAAUUAACCAAAUUAAUGGGAAAGAUUUGGUCGAAAAUGAUGUAAUUGAAUGGUACGAACUUCUCGGGUUCCCCGCGCCAAUGCGUUGCGCUUCAUCCGGAAAAUGGACAACAUUGUUUACAUCCCGGAAGCUUCUUAAGCCCACUCUUGUUAUGUUCUACUGUUUUGCUGCGUCGUCAAUUGUUUCCUUCGGUUUUUACUUCUCGCUCGACGUCCUUCCGGGAGAUCGCUACACAAAUUUGGCGUGUAUGGGUCUGUUCAAGUUUGCGCUUGGCUUCACCCCAUUCUGGCUCUCCAAUUUUCUCUCGAAGAAGACAAUCGCAACACUUUCCGUUGGUCUUUGCUGCAUUUCAGCGCUGCUGAUUUUCCCAAUCGAGAUUCUCGCAAAAAACAAUAUUGGUUGGAUUGUGAGCAUUCUUUCGGUAAUCGUUGGCGCCGGAAUGGAUCCCACAUGGAAAAUCAAUCACCUCUAUUCAACUGAGCUUUUCCCUACUUCCGUGCGCAGUAUGGGUCGAGGAGUUUGCAAUGUCGGUGGACGAUUGGGCUCAGUGAUUGCUCCUAUGAUUGUUUAUCUACGAUCCUAUGAUUCCGCCUAUCCGUUCAUCGUUUUUGCAGUUUUGCUGGUUGUCCAGUGGUUCAUUGUAAUUUGCUUUUUGCCAAAUGACAACGACAGAGAAGCGAAUGAGAUGGAUGAAGACUAA
This is a messenger RNA of Caenorhabditis bovis, 1479 nucleotides long. The record is from the annotation of a GenBank genome assembly. NCBI's taxonomy places the organism in Eukaryota, Metazoa, Nematoda, Chromadorea, Rhabditida, Rhabditidae.